This is a messenger RNA of Bombus pascuorum, 2931 nucleotides long. RefSeq names its product beta-1,4-mannosyltransferase egh (gene egh). The coding region runs from base 649 to 2025 and encodes 458 amino acids. The transcript has 3 exons. Gene Ontology annotation, cellular component: cytoplasm. Lineage: Eukaryota; Metazoa; Arthropoda; Insecta; Hymenoptera; Apidae. Gene Ontology annotation, molecular function: beta-1,4-mannosyltransferase activity. The record is from RefSeq and is a predicted model, not a curated record.
CAUCCCCCACCACCAAAAAUUGGACGAGAGUUGAACCUAUGUAUACGAUCGUGGUUGACGGUUGAUAUUAAUCUGUUUUCACAUUAUUUUACUUUCAUUAUUAACAUGAACUUACAUUUUUCAAUAAUGCAUUGCUAUAUUCAUACAUUGUUAAGAGUAACAUACGAAUGCACGUUAUAUCUAUAAAUAACACUUAACGGUGAAAGAUAUAAAAAUUAUGAAUUUAAUUUUAUCCGCAUAAGUAACAUCAACCAAUCAUAGAGGUUUAUAUUAGACGUUAAAGCCAGUAAGAAGAAAAGUAUAAUUGGCGUCAGUAUAAUAGUCGAACUGGUAUUACCUUGAUGUCAAAUUUCAAUAUUUAUCGCAACUUCAUAGGUUGAUUUGAUUUCCUUAUCUCGUAUUGAUAGUUAGUCAUUUCCUGUAAAACAUUGAAGAAUGUUGGAAUGUAAGUGAUUCUUUGAGUCAACGAAAGUCGAUGGUAGUGUGUUGUUGAAAUUAUGAAAAAAAUUUUUUAUUUAUACCGGUACAUAAAUUAGUUUUUUUUUUAUUAUUAAUUUACAUUUGUUUGUUGUUGUGGGCAAUGAAUCGAGAAAUCCUUCUCUUUAACGAUAUAUCACAAUAAUAUUUGGCUACGCAAAGAAAGAAAUAAUGUUGAACAGUGUAACAAAACAUAUUUUGCACUGUUGUUUACUACUUAUUGUUAUAAUCAUAUUUGAAUUGAUUACCGGAGGACUUAGUUGGAAUAAUAAUAAAAAGGAAACAUUUGAUCCAUGGAUUGAAUAUGGAUUUCUUGGCGCACUUAUAUUAUAUAUCCUGCGAACGCUUACAUUUCUUUCCCUUCCACAAGUUUUAUUUAACUUUGUAGGACUAAUGAUAUACAAUGCAUUCCCAGAUAAAGUUGUUUUAAAAGGUUCGCCAUUACUUGCACCAUUUAUUUGUAUUAGAAUAGUAACACGUGGAGAUUAUCCACAAUUAGUGAGAGCAAAUGUAAUAAGGAAUUUAAACAGAUGUCUAGAAACUGGUUUAGAAAACUUUCAAAUUGAAGUAGUUAGUGAUAAGCCAAUUGGAUUAAGCCCUCAUAGAAGAAUAAGAGAGGUUGUUGUGCCACCAAACUAUCGUACAAGUAGUGGUGCUUUGUUCAAAGCCCGUGCUUUACAAUAUUGCUUAGAAAAUUCAGUCAAUGAGUUAGCAGAUAACGAUUGGAUUGUACAUCUCGAUGAAGAAACUUUACUGACUGAAAAUUCUGUUCGUGGGAUAUUGAAUUUUGUACUGGAUGGAAAACAUCAAUUUGGUCAAGGGUUAAUAACAUAUGCAAAUGAAGAUGUAGUUAAUUGGAUUACUACCUUAGCAGACAGUUUUAGAGUAGCAGAUGACAUGGGAAAGUUACGAUUACAAUUCACAAUGUUUCAUAAACCUUUCUUUAGUAUGAAAGGUUCUUAUGUUGUUACUCAAAUGGGUGCAGAAAGACAAGUUUCCUUCAACAAUGGACUAGAUGGAUCCGUUGCAGAAGAUUGUUUUUUUGCAAUGAAAGCGUUUACCCAAGGGUAUACAUUUAAUUUUGUGGAUGGCGAAAUGUGGGAAAAGUCACCAUUUACAUUAUGGGACUUUGUACAACAAAGAAAAAGAUGGUUACAAGGUAUAUUACUUGUUGUACAUUCCAAAGCUAUUCCAUUAAAUAAAAAGCUGCUUCUAGGCAUAUCUUGUUACUCAUGGGUAACACUGCCGCUUUCUACUUCGAAUAUUGUAUUAGCUGGAAUUUAUCCCAUUACUUGCCCACCAUUUAUAGAUUUUCUAUGUGCUUUUAUUGGUGCGGUAAAUAUUUAUAUGUAUGUUUUUGGUGUAGUUAAAUCAUUUUCUUUAUACCGAUUUGGUAUUGCUCGAUUUAUACUAUGUAUAUGUGGGGCGUUAUCAACAAUUCCUUUUAAUUUGAUCAUUGAAAAUGUUGCCGUUAUAUGGGGUUUAUUCGGAACAAAACAUAAAUUUUAUGUAGUUAAUAAAGAGUACAAACCACCAGUGACAAUAUAAAAAAGUAUUAAAAUAUUCCUUUUAAAUAGUAUCAUAUACUUACAGAAAUGUUUAUGUACACUUUCAGAAAUUCUUGUGUAUUUUAGAAAAAUUUGUGUAUUUUAUAUCUUAGAAUUUGAAAUAUUAAUAAUCUUUUACGUGCUAUAGAUACAUAUAUACAUGUGUGUGUGUACAUAUAUAUAUAUAUAUAUAUAGUGUGGAUGAUAGGCGUGUUUGGAACAAACAUACUUUAUCUGUCUUAUCUAAUACUAUAUAAUAGAUAGCCAAAGUAAUAAUUUAAAUAUCUUAGUUAAUUAAUGUCUUAUAUAAUAUGCAAAAUAGUAAUAAAUAUAAUAUUAUGUUUGUAGAGUGUAGUUUAGGAAAAUUUUAAUUUAAACAUUCAAUUCAGUACUCAAAUGAGUUACAAUCAGUUACAAUAUCUCUCAGAUAAAUAAUUAUGGUAAAUAGUUUAAACAUUAUCAUUUGUUCGAAAUAAAAUACUCUUCCUUAUCAGAUUUUAUGUAAUGAAGAAAAUAAUAAAUAAAAUAAUAAUAAACAAUAAAUAAUAAAUAAAUCAUCUAUCAGUAACGAUUUUAAUAUUUAUAUUUUCAAUUAGAUUUUCAUAAAAUUCUUAUCAAUGAAUUGCUAAAUUCCCUUAAUCGAAAUACGAUUUUAUUGAUAUUAUAUAUAAUUAUGUCUUCUUUUAUCAACACUAAUAAUAAAAUAAGGUUUGAGAUAAAGAUAAAAAUGUUGAUAAAGCAAUCCAAUAAUAAUAGCUCCAUAAAAUUCUGGUUAUAAGUAUAAAAAUUCAAAAUUUUUUGCAAAAUGAUUAAUUAAAUAAUUGAAAUUAUCUUUUUGAUUGAUUACUAAGUAAUACAUGAAACUUAAUGUACCACUUAUUAGAUAUCACUUAUUAUUUAUGUUAAA